Danio aesculapii is the source of this 2814-nucleotide messenger RNA. RefSeq names its product protein FAM181B. The transcript has a single exon. The record is from RefSeq and is a predicted model, not a curated record. NCBI's taxonomy places the organism in Eukaryota, Metazoa, Chordata, Actinopteri, Cypriniformes, Danionidae. Bases 142 to 1107 code for a protein of 321 amino acids.
GAGGAUUUGUAAGGGUGUCCUGCACAGGACCGAAGUUUAACAAAACCACACUGGAAAUGCAGAUACAAUAUGCUUUAGGGUCUCUUGAAGACAGUUGCAUAAAUUCAAUGUGAAGGUGUUGUGCUUUUGCCAGAAAAAGAGAUGGCUGUUAAGGCUGCCAUCAUGAACUCGCAGUUCUUAAACUUCUGUUUUCCUGGCUCGGUCAUGGAUUACGAGGUGGAAAAUUAUCUGGAAGGGGGUCUUCUGAGUGAGGAAGUUUGCGAGGGGGAUUUUAGGGAGACCACUAGUGACCUGCUUAGCUUCAUUGACUCGGCUUCCAGCAACAUCAAACUUGCACUGGACAAACCUGUCAAGUCCAAGAGGAAGGUCAACCACCGCAAGUACCUGCAGAAGCAGAUAAAGAGGUGCACAGGGAUCAUAUCACCUGGAGCCUCUCAAGUUCAAGAGCCUUGCAAGAGGCAAAGCUUGCCCCAGACCUCAACAAGCAACCUGUCCAGCAAAACAACACCUAAGAAGGAUGGGAUACAGGCCAACCUGCAAAGCAAGAGUCUGGCUGCCCUCUUCAACCCAGCGAAGGAUGUACGAGGAGAGAGGGCCAAGAAGCCCCUGCUGCGGCAUCGAAACCUUCCUCCAUCCUUCUUCACAGAGCCGGCCAACAGCUCCAGAGUUACAUCUACUUCUGGCAUGUCUCUCAAAGACCUGAAGCGAGGGACUCCAGAAGCAGCAGAGUUUUUGGAGCUUCUUGGACCCGAUUACAGCAACAUGGUCUCAGAGCAGGAUUUAUUCCACACCACACCAAUCAGGAUUCAGCAGGAGGUGACCAUGGGCCCUGAGCCAUAUGACUCCCACCAUUUUGUAACCGGUGGUUUUUUGUACACAGAACCUUGGGGAACUUGUAGCAGCACCUCCAAGAAGUCGACAGACAUGCAAACGGUACCUGCACAGCUAAACCUUUAUAGUCACAUGGACCUUUCUAGCAGCAUGCCUGUGGAACAGAGCUCACCAUGUGCACUUACUUUUUCAAAUUUCCUUACAGACUGCUCCACACCUCCAGGUUCUUAUGAUCUGGCAAAUGGAUACAACCGAGCAAGCUUUUCUUCUCAUUAAGUCAGAAUCUUUUUGUUCCUUAGACAUUUGAACAAAAACACUUUUAAAUUUUGAGCUACCAAUAUGUCACUGCCUAUAUAAUGCCUUAAAACCAGCUAAUGGAUCAGAUUAAAAAUAUGUGUAUCUAAGAAUGGUUAUCCAACAUUUAUUAAAAGACAUCUUGUAUUACAGAUUUCUAAUAAUAAAUUAACAAAACUUUGUGUAAAUGGAAGAAAGUAGAGCAACAAAAAAGUUGUUUUCUUAGGACCUCUUAAUAUUUAGCAAUUAUAUUGAUUUAUAUGUAAAAACUAUUUGAAACAAUAGCUUCGCAAAGAGCUGAUCUCAGAGUUUCUGCCUUGUCAAAAGCUAAAUAGUCAAAUCACAUGGAGUAUGAAGUUCUUAAGCCACCUAAAAUACAUGACUUUAUUUACAAGACAAUUUGAAUUAAGAUUUUUUUAUCAUAGUUAAUUUCACUUAGUCAUUUUACUGUAAUUUUUAAAUUAAAUUCCUAAUUUGUCCCAAACAGAUUAAACACAGUUGUGAUUCAUCUCUCAAAAUACAUACAGUCUUAAUGUUUAAGUAUAUAUUUGAUAUUUUAUCAUUUAAAAUAAUCCAAUCUUUUUUUUUGUCAGAUAUUUUGUGCUUGUGCUGUUUAAAAAAAAAAAACAAAUACCACUUUAAUUAUGUAUUUAAUGCCAUUACAUGUAAAUCUGACGUGUUUUAAGUGUAAAAAUACUCAUGCAACAUAAUGCAGUACUGGCAAUCAAGACAAUCUAUAUGCAUUCUUAUUUCUAUCACAUUGUUCACUAAUAGCUUAUUGUUUGUUGAAUGCUUUACAUGCAAUACUAGAUUUGCACAUCUGCAGUAAAUACAAUUCUUUCAAUUCCCUUAAGGUAAAUAAUUGAACAUGGUUUUGGUUUAGAUUUGGCUUUUGACGUUUCUUGGUAUUCUGGAAGAAAUGUAAAACAAUAUUUGUGUAAAAUUGAAAUGGGGAUAAAGGAGGAGGAGGUAAAAUUUUACAAAAUAAACUAUAUUAUGUAUUGGUAAAACUGCAUCCAAGUUGCACAAAUAAUUAUAAAAAUUAUAAAAGCAGAAACCACACAACAGUGUUUUAUAACAAUAUGGCUUUAUGUCAGUUUUAGAUAGAUAAUUAAAUUAGGAAUAAGACACUACAGCUAACAAAUCAUUUUUUGUAUUGUUGUAGUCUCUAAUUAAUGUUUUUUUUUAUGUUGGAAGUGUCAGCAAAGUGUAACAAUUUGUGUUGGUACAGUAAAACUAGUACAUACUCCACAUUAUCUGCAGUAAAAUUUUUUCCUGUAUUUAGUUUGUCUGACAUUUGUAUUUUCAAGAAUUGAAUUGAAUACUUAUUGUAUAUUUACUAGUAACAAAUCACACACCUAAAUCUUUGGACAACAGGGGCACUGAAUGAAAGUUUUGUUUGGUCAUAAAGUAAUGGGACAAAAUAAAGCUGGUCUUUAUGUCUAUUACAUCAUUAAUAUGCCUUUGCAUGUUUUUUUUAAUAUUUACUUGUUUUUGAGGUUGUUUUUUUAUCAUAAGCUGCGGGCAUGUUAAUGAUAACAAUGCUGGUCAUUUUUUAAAAUCUACUUUUAAUGAAGGGAUUUCUGAUAGCAAACAAAAGGUUUAACUCUAAUCUCAAGUUAUGGCACCCUCUGUUGGCUAAAAGAGACAUUUAUAUUAAUGUGACUAGUUCAUUGUGUUUUGUUUUAA